Penicillium soppii is the source of this 1170-nucleotide messenger RNA. RefSeq lists its product as uncharacterized. The transcript has a single exon. Bases 1 to 1170 code for a protein of 389 amino acids. The record is from RefSeq and is a predicted model, not a curated record. NCBI's taxonomy places the organism in Eukaryota, Fungi, Ascomycota, Eurotiomycetes, Eurotiales, Aspergillaceae. Gene Ontology annotation, molecular function: heme binding; oxidoreductase activity, acting on paired donors, with incorporation or reduction of molecular oxygen; iron ion binding.
AUGCUCUCGCCUCACGAAUCAAGGGCCAUACCAAACCAGCGCUUGAGAAUUUUCUUCGGCAUCGACAACGCCUUCACCCGAAAUGAGAGCAGCCAUGUCGCGCCAUUCGUCGAAAUGGCAAAAGAUUUGAUCAACGUACCAGCCAAAAGAUGGGAAGAGCUAUCCAUGUUCGCCAGAACAACCGCGACAAACUGGACGAUCAACGGCUUUCCCGAUGAUAAAAAGAACGCAACGCAGACCGACAAAAACCGCAUCAACAUCACCAGCAUGGUCCAGAUCCUCACCAUGCGCUGCGUGUUAUCCAUCAUCUUCCCAGAUCUCGAUCAAGCGAAGGUCCACGACCUCAGUCUCCUCAACCUAGCCACAUCAAUCACCCGCGUCUGGCUAGCUUCUAAAUCAUCAGCAAACCCCCAACACACCUUCGCAAACGACGUCGACCUCCAACAAUCCCUCAUGGAAGUAUUCCCUCAUCUCGACAUCAAAACCCCCAGCACAAACCCCCUCAACCUCAUCCUCCCCUCCUUCGAAACAAUCUGGCGCGUGAUCUUACGCGGCAUUUUGGAAAUCGGCUUCGCAAGCGGCUCCGCCUACCCAUCCUGGAAAAAAGCCAUGAUAGCCUUCGCUCAGAGUCCAACCAAAGAAUAUUUUGAGUUGAACCCGCCCACGACGCGCUCGAGCACAAACCCCACUGUCAAGGACGACGGGGCCAUACCCGCCUUCUCGCCGUCAGCAAAUGACCUCGUACAGGAAGCGCUGCGCCUCUAUGUCCCGACCCGCCGGGUUCACCGCGCGUACCAGCAUGCGGGCGGCUCACUCCAGCUCCUCGCGGCUGAUAUCGAGGGGUGUCAUCUAAGCACCGAUAUAUGGGGUAGUGAUGCAGAGGUGUUCCGGCCUGAUCGUUGGAUGGAUAUUACGAGGGCACAGAAGAAGGCGUUUAUGCCGUUUGGAUGUUCACCUUUGGAGUGUCCUGCGAAGGCGACUUUUGGGCCGAGGAUGGUUGGGGUUGUUGUUGGGGUUAUUUUGGGGGUUUUGGAGGAGCGUGGGGGGAUAUUUUGGACAGUGGAGGGUGGGGAUGGAAAUGGGUGGGAUGGGGUGAAAGGUGGGGGGAGGUUGGAUGCUGGGAGGAUGGCAUACGCAGAUUUGUAUUUGGUUAGGGGUCAGGGUUCUUGA